UCACAUCGUAUUUUGUGUAAAAUCAUAGAUUUUCUGGCUUUGAUUCCAAGUUGAUCUAGGCAUUUCUCACCAAAAAUUAGUUAGAUAACUUUUGGGGCUAUAUAAGAAGUUUAGAAAAAUGGAUAACAAUCAGGACGAUAAUCACAGCUUUUACUUGAAGAACAAGGAUGAAAACCUUCUGUACGUUGCCCCACAUUUGGGCAUUAAUUCAAUAGACAGCACGGUUGAAGAGGUCACUAAAUCUGUAGACUUUAAUAUGGAGCAAUCGGAAAACGAAUUUAACCAGAGUGAAAGUGGUAGUGUUUCCAUGGGUGGGCAGUCCGAAUACAAAACAACGGAUCAAGAUCCCAAGAUUGUAAAAAACCGCUUGAGGGAGAAGUACAGGGAAGCUCUUAAACGAGAUGAAAAACUAGAGGCCGAAGCGGAAAGAUCAGUCAAUGAGCCAACUUCCGAUAUCGAGGAACGCCAGGCUGAACUAAAAAAGCGCCACAAAAAUGAAAUCGAAGCAUAUCAAGUGGUGCAGCAAAGAAUACUGGACAACUUUAAGAGGGACAUGGAUAAUCUUAUGUUUAAAUUCGACGCAGAGUUUUCUCGACUCAGAAAAGUGCAUUCUGAGCUUUUGGCGGAUAAUCAAUUGAAACAGGAGGAGGACUCCGCCGUUGUUUCUGGCACUCAUCAGCCUUGAUACGUUUUUAAGAAGUUUUAUUUUUUCAAAGUAGUGAUGUUGCACUUGAAGCUACUGGAAAAUGUCAUUAAACAAUAGAAGUGGAAUAGUUAUUUUAGCUUAAAUUAUGAUGUUUUAAAUUGUAUUUUAUGAAUUUGAGCCAAACAAUUAAAUAAAAAUUAUUAAGUUGAAGUACAAUAA
Messenger RNA from Drosophila elegans, 865 nucleotides. RefSeq lists its product as uncharacterized. The record is from RefSeq and is a predicted model, not a curated record. Bases 119 to 685 code for a protein of 188 amino acids. The transcript is spliced from 3 exons. Lineage: Eukaryota; Metazoa; Arthropoda; Insecta; Diptera; Drosophilidae.